CCUGAACUUUCCUUGGACUUUCCCGUUUUCCUCAGAAACCUCACUCUCUUUCACAUUCAAAAACGCUGACUCCAACCCCAAUUUUUACACAAUCAAGCAAAUCAAAUCAGUCAAAAUUUUGAAUUUUCCCUUCUUUCUUCCUCGCUCUGAUUCACCUCCAUUCCAAUGGCGAAUCGUGGAUCUUACGCCUCCGGUCCUCGCUUAGAUAUUCAGCAAUUACAAAUGGAAGCCCAGCAUAGAUGGUUGCGGCCAGCUGAAAUUUCUGAAAUUCUUUGGAAUUAUCAGAAGUUUCAGAUUUCAUCUGAGCCUCCAAACAGGCCUUCAAGUGGUUCACUUUUUCUUUUCGAUCGAAAGGUGUUGAGAUACUUUAGGAAGGACGGACAUAAUUGGAGGAAGAAAAAAGAUGGAAAGACUGUUAAGGAGGCGCAUGAGAAAUUGAAGGUUGGAAGUGUUGAUGUGUUACACUGCUAUUAUGCCCAUGGAGAAGAGAACGAAAAUUUCCAGAGGCGCUGCUAUUGGUUGCUUGAACAUUCUAGCAUUGGAAUCAAAUAUUUUGGCAUAAGAAAUGAGACAUUGCACUCUAGAAGCUUAAAUGCAACUGGAUCAUCAUAA
Pistacia vera is the source of this 612-nucleotide messenger RNA. RefSeq names its product calmodulin-binding transcription activator 2-like. Lineage: Eukaryota; Viridiplantae; Streptophyta; Magnoliopsida; Sapindales; Anacardiaceae. The record is from RefSeq and is a predicted model, not a curated record. Gene Ontology annotation, biological process: regulation of transcription by RNA polymerase II. The coding region runs from base 166 to 612 and encodes 148 amino acids. Gene Ontology annotation, molecular function: transcription coregulator activity; double-stranded DNA binding. The transcript is spliced from 5 exons. Gene Ontology annotation, cellular component: nucleus.